AUGGUCAAUUCAUCCGAGGGCUUUACGUGGACUCCCACCGGUGGAAUCAGUCACGGCCUUCCCACUAUUGGUGUCGUUGUCCCUCCGUCGCAUGCAAUCCAGCCACAAACCGCCACCUACGAUGCCAUUGUCAUCGGCUCAGGCUAUGCCGGUCUAGUUGCUGCCCGCGACCUCGCCACCCAAGGAAAGAAGACGCUGCUCGUUGAGGCUCGCGACAGACUGGGUGGCCGUACUUGGCAUGCUACUAUCGAUGGCUUCAACUAUGAAAUCGGAGGCACCUGGUUGCAUUGGCACAUGCCGCACAUCUACCGCGAGAUAUCUCUCUACGGAUUGCACAAUGACUGGAUAGUUACGCAAAACCCUGGCAGCAAGGAGGACUACUGCACUAUUACUACCGGUGACAAGCAGCGCAACAUUUCCCAUGCCGACGAGGCCUACUUCGGCGGAAGAGUCAACGAAAUCUUCUGCAACCUAGAUGGAAACAACCUCAGGGAGUCAUGGAAGUACACCUUCGGCACCAACCAGUCCCCUGAGCUCAUGGCCAAGUGGGACAAGUUCUCAUGCCAGGACCGUCUCGACCAGAUCCGCGAUCAGCUCACCGCCGAGGAGAUGACGAUUCUCGUCGCCCAGCUCGUGCAGAUGGGCGGCAACUCGCCCGACAAGAUGGGCCUGCUCGACGCCCUCCGCUGGUUCAUCCUGGGCUCGCAUACCGGCACGGGGCUCAGCGAGAUUGCCCUGCACACGCGCCUGCGCAGCGGAAACAGCGAGCUGCACCGCCGCAUCUUUGGGCAUGCGCUAUCCAGCGGCAACCUGUCGUACAGCUUCAAGACGCCCGUUCAGCGCAUCGAGGAGUACGGAGGCCUUGUAACUGUGACGGCCCGCGAUGGGCAGAAGUGGAAGGCCAAGUCCAUCAUCUGCACCGUCCCCCUCAACGUGCUCUCGUCGAUCGAGUUCUCGCCGCCGCUGGCUGCGGAAAAGGUGGCGGCUUCGCAGGAAGGGUCUGUGAACAAGUGCAACAAGGUCCACAUUGAUCUGGACGGGCCCGACUAUCUGUCGUGGAGCUCGCUGUCUACCCCUGGCAAGGGCCUGGUUGCGGCUUUCGGAGAUCACCUCACUACGGCCGGCAACUCGCACUUGGUUGCUUUUGGGCCUGACCCGAAGACGCCAGAGGGCAUCACGCUAGAUAGCAUCGGCGGUAUCACCUCUGCGCUCACUCACCUGCUUCCCAAGGACAAGCAGAAGGAAGUCAGCGUCAACCGUAUUGUAACUCACGACUGGAACAAAGACGAGUUUUCAAAGGGCACUUGGUGCUAUUUGCCCACCGACUUCACCACCAAAUAUCUCGAGGCCCUCCAACGUCCCCACGGCAAUGUCUACUUUGCCAGCGGUGAUUUCUCCGACGGCUGGCGAGGUUGGAUUGAUGGUGCUGUGCAUAUUGGCAUGCAGGUGGCCCAUCAAGUGAUCCAGAAGCAAAACCAGUCACCAGGAGCUGCUAGAUCGCGCAUUUAGGUGCUUUUUACCGACAUCUCUG
Messenger RNA from Ilyonectria robusta, 1531 nucleotides. RefSeq names its product amine oxidase. The coding region runs from base 1 to 1509 and encodes 502 amino acids. Lineage: Eukaryota; Fungi; Ascomycota; Sordariomycetes; Hypocreales; Nectriaceae. The record is from RefSeq and is a predicted model, not a curated record. Gene Ontology annotation, molecular function: oxidoreductase activity. The transcript has 4 exons.